AUGGUCGGAUUAGACGACGUGCAUGCCUCUAACACUGCCCUAGUUCAGCGCCAGCCAUUGGUUGCUGUUUUCUUUGGCGGUACCUCAGGCAUUGGUCACUAUACUCUGCGUGCCUUGGCCACGGCAGAAGCCAAGGGUGGCAAAGGCUUCCGUGCAUAUAUCGUUGGCAGAAAUAUCAAAGCCGCUGAAGAAAUUAUCGCAGAAUGUCGUGGCAUUUGUCCCAACGCCCAGAUCAGAUUCUUGCAAACUGAGGAUAUUUCGCUAAUUCAGAACGUUAAUCGCGUCUGCGAAGAGGUCAUUCAGAUGGAAGAAAAGGAGCAAGAAGAUCCAAGGAUAGAUUAUCUCAUGCUAAGUCAGGGAGGGCCUAUCUUUCAGCCACGGAAAGACACCAAAGAAGGUAUCGACGUCACGAUGUCUUUGAUGUACUAUUCUCGAAUGAGAGCAAUAACAAAGCUCCUUCCAUUGCUACUCAAGUCGACUCUCCCCGCAACAGUCGUUUCGGUCUUUGCAGCAGGCUACGAGCAAAAGUUAUUUCCCGACGAUCUCUCUUUGCGCGAUCUAAAUAACUAUAACUAUUUGACUGCUCGCUCACAUAUGAUAUACAUGCAUGUAUGCUUCAUGGAAGCUUUGGCUGAGCAGAACCGAGGGAAGCUUAGUCUGAUUCACAUCUUCCCUGGCCUCGUGUUAGGACCCGGGUUUGAAAAACAUGAUUUGCCCGUUUGGUUUAGGGUGCUGUGGCGUUACAUUUUUGUUCCCUUCUUUGCACCGUUCCUUACUAUUCCACCAUCUGAGAGUGGUGACAGAAUGUUGAGCCUUGCAUCGUCUCGUUAUCCGCCACGAGGAGCAAGUUCGUCGCAGAACCAAGGGGAGACUACUAUGGGGACGGAUGGUAAGCUUGGAAGCGGUGUAUACUCCCUUGGUAAAACGGGAGAUACCAACUACAACGCCAAGUACUAUGAGAAGAUCGACAAGGACCAACUAAGGCAGAAGGUGUGGGAUCACACUAUGAGCGCUUUUGAGACUAUCGAGGCAGGGGAAGUUUUUGCGGAUUGA
This is a messenger RNA of Aspergillus welwitschiae, 1053 nucleotides long. RefSeq lists its product as uncharacterized. The record is from RefSeq and is a predicted model, not a curated record. The coding region runs from base 1 to 1053 and encodes 350 amino acids. NCBI's taxonomy places the organism in Eukaryota, Fungi, Ascomycota, Eurotiomycetes, Eurotiales, Aspergillaceae. Gene Ontology annotation, biological process: secondary metabolic process. The transcript has 2 exons.